Mollisia scopiformis is the source of this 1372-nucleotide messenger RNA. RefSeq lists its product as uncharacterized. The record is from RefSeq and is a predicted model, not a curated record. The transcript is spliced from 2 exons. The coding region runs from base 418 to 1287 and encodes 289 amino acids. NCBI's taxonomy places the organism in Eukaryota, Fungi, Ascomycota, Leotiomycetes, Helotiales, Mollisiaceae.
UAUCAAUGUACACUCUCUUCGCAGCAUGCUCUUAGCUUUUCCUCGUCCUCGAAUUUCCGUCGGCCGAUUUACUCAAGUCGCUCUUGUGAUGUUUGUGUCGUGUUCAGUGUUCUUUGGCUUCAGGCACUUGGCUGCGCAAACCUCCUUUGGCUCAGAUAUUCUCGCAAGUUUUGAUCUAUCGUCUUCUAGUAAAGAUGGGAACGCCACUUUGCUUGCACUCGCUCCGUCGUACAUCAACGCCAUCAUGAAUCCGAAUGACGAGUCUUUCUCGCAAGCAGAGUGUCCCAAACUCAAAGCUGGGAGGUACGAUUAUCUUCCCGGCGUUUCGGAUACCCCGAUAUCAAGUACUUCUUUGCGCUUGAUCUGCACCAAAGUGCAAGCAUUAUACCCCCCUUACUCGGCUCGAUCGUGGAAGUGAUGAACUUCCUGGGUCCAGAAAAAUGCACCUUGUCUAUUGUUGAGGGACACUCGACCGACGGAACUUUCGAAAUACUGAAGCUGCUUCGUUCGACAAUCGAACAGUUAGGAGCUUCGUACUCAUUUGUUUCCAGCGGCCUCGACUCGAAAGUGGGCGGUCGUAUUGAAAUCCUAGCAAAAUUUCGCAACCUAGCUCUCGAGCCACUCAUGGGAUCCUCUAACCUAGACAAAACUACGGUUGUCUUCCUGAACGACGUCGCUAUUUGCUCAGAAGACAUUCUUGAGCUGAUCCAUCAGCGUGUUCAGCAGAAAGCCGACAUGACUUGCGCUAUGGACUGGACGUAUGUCGGAAAUGAUCCCACGUUCUACGAUGUGUGGAUCGCGCGAGGCAUGACUGGAGAUUCCUUCUUCGACAUUCCCGAGGAUGGGAAUUGGGAUUCAGCUUGGAACCUCUUUUGGAACGACCCUAUGGCUCAGAGUCGGCUCAAUAAUCGGCAGCCCAUUCAAGUAUUUUCCUGCUGGAAUGGUGCUGUUGUGUUCGCGGGUGAAGUGCUGAAGAAGAUAAAGUUUCGGCGCUCCGGAGAAGUGGAGUGUUAUCAAGGAGAGCCGAAAUUGUUCUGCAAAGAUAUGUGGUAUCAUGGCUAUGGAAAGAUUGCUGUUGUUCCAUCAGUCAGCAUCAUAUACAGUGACGAUGAUAUGCGGAAGAUAAAGGCGUUGAUAGGCUUCACGUCGGAUUGGACGGAUAAGGAGAGAGAAGGGCAGCAGAUUGAAUGGAAUGAGAACCCGCCAGAGCUUGUCAAGUGUAUGAGGAAUUAUCAGGAUCAGACUUGGGUACCUUGGAACGAGUCCUUGCCAUUGAAGUCAUUUUAAGCUUGCAUUGUGGAACAGAAACCUUCUCCACCCACAAAGCUUGCAGCGGUCCAGUGAGCUCGGUCACCGACCUGUCGAAUUGCAA